This is a messenger RNA of Priceomyces carsonii, 6783 nucleotides long. It is a transcript of the gene CCH1, whose product is annotated as Cch1p. NCBI's taxonomy places the organism in Eukaryota, Fungi, Ascomycota, Pichiomycetes, Serinales, Debaryomycetaceae. Gene Ontology annotation, biological process: calcium ion import across plasma membrane. Gene Ontology annotation, cellular component: voltage-gated calcium channel complex; membrane. The record is from RefSeq and is a predicted model, not a curated record. Gene Ontology annotation, molecular function: high voltage-gated calcium channel activity; calcium ion binding. The coding region runs from base 1 to 6783 and encodes 2260 amino acids. The transcript has a single exon.
AUGCUGCAUCUUUUUCCAACAGACUCAAAUUCUGAUAGAGAUAGCGAGAGCGGGUCUCCUUUGCGCUCUAGGAUGUCACAUAGGAAUAGGCAAGAAUACUCGGCACAAGAUGAUGGAGAGUCAGAAGGAAUGGAUCAUUAUUCCAGACGUGAUCUGAGGUAUUCUGGAAAAUACCUCGAUGUACAUUCUGAAACAGAUCAGCCACUGAGUCCUGGAGCGAGGUCAUUGCUAACAGAUGAUACCGGAGAAAACGAUAUCAAUGCACUUACUGAAGGAUUAAAUUAUGCCUUGGGGACGUCUGGUAAAGAUGCAAAUUGGCUUCCUCUUCCUGAUAAUAAACUGGAUACUAAUCUUGUGGAUAUAUCCGAGAGGAGUAUCAGAAGUGCCAAAAGUACAGGAAGCGAUAGAAGUGAUAGAAAUUCUGACGACCUAGGAGCUUCACAUACAAAUGAAAAUUACACAGAUAAUAUACCAAUGGAAAAUCUUGGAGUUUUUGGAAGGCGAAGGGGCUCGCUGAGACCCGUGUCUCCAUUUGAUGAUUCAAAUCGAUCUUACUUCGCAAACUAUUCUAUGCAUACGGGACCUCUGUCACCUGCUCGUGAACCCAAUGACUAUUUAGAAGCCGGGCAUUUCUCUUCGAACUCAAGUGAUCAAUGGAGUAAGAACGAAGGUCAUGCAUCUCCUUCAAAAUUCUCAGAAGUCAUUGCAAGAGUUUCUGAUAGGAUUGCAGGUUCUGGUGCCGGUACACCUCACCCAGACGUAUUACUGAAAGAUCAGAUGUCCGCUAUUUCUGAUGAACAAGCUCACGAGAGAACAUCUCUAGUCACGCCUCUGAGUGUUGCUGCAUCACCAUUUGCGGAUCCAACCUACAAUAAUCAUGAAGAGAGGCCCCUGGAUUACAAAGGAGAUCUACCAGAAGUAGUCAUAAAUGAUGCAGAGACGGUCCAAGGUAGGUCGACGCCAGCUCCAAUUUCUGAUGGUUUGGGCUUAUACAUGAAUAAAGAUGAUGAGAACACUAAUAAGAAAGGUUCCGUGGAAUUUUCAAUGGAGCCAGAUAAUAUUCAUGAAUUUAUUGCCCAAUCUUUUACUAAGUCCGCAUCAUACACCCCCUCUGAUUCGCUUUAUCUUUUUGGAAAAUCUUUGAAAUUAUUUUCACCCCAGUCUAAAACCAGGAGAAUAUGUCACAGAAUAGCAUCAAAUAGGGCCACAAACAUGUUAUUGUUAUUCUUAUUGGUUUCACAAGUUUUACUUUUAUCUUAUAGACAGUGGAAUCCACUUUCUUUGAAGGGUUACGUGUCUUAUGGUUAUGUAUGGACGGACUAUAUUCUAAUUGUCAUUAACGUAGCCUAUACAAUUGAGAUUUUCGUUAGAAUCAUUGCCUAUGGUUUCAUAGAUGAUCAUGCGAUGUAUGAAGAAUUGGGCCUUCCCUAUCCAGAAAGCGAGAUUGGAAAACGCGGCUUCAAUUUAAGGUAUAUUUGGAAGUUCAUCGAUUGUUUUAGCUUGCUGUCGUUCUUAAAACCUGAGCAAAAGAGAUCCAACUAUCACAAUAUUAAGGAUAGCCAGACAGACAGUAAUGAAGAAGGAAACUGGAAUUCUUCCGAAGAAUUAGAUGUUAAAGAAAUAGAUUUGGAUGAUAACUCGAAUGAAAAACCAAAGAUUUAUAAGCCUUUUGGGGAAGACGCUGUGAACCUGUCUUUAGAUCUAGGAAAAAAGUAUAACUUGACACAAAAAACUCUGAAAAGCACAAAUAGACCAAAAGGUAAAGAUAACUUGAACUUAGCGAAUGAGCCUAUACAUAAGUCACAAUUGCUUAGACACAAAAAUACAUUAUUGAAGCCAGAUAUCCCCAAGAUCGAUCAAUUACAAUUGAGAAGAGCAUAUUUAAGAAACAGUUGGCACAGAAUUGAUUUUUUGUCUAUGGUCACAUUUUGGAUUUCGUUGCUAUUGUCCAUAGAACGCUACGAUGUCCGAAACCACAUAAAUUUAUUCAGAACUUUAAGUUGCUUGAGAAUUCUUCGUUUAUGUAAUCUUACCACCGGUACAACAACAAUAUUAACGGCUUGCAAAAUCGCAUUACCCCAGCUCUUCGACGUUGCCAUUUUCAUUUGUUGUUUUUGGUUAUUUUUUGGCAUUAUAGGAGUGCAAUCUUUUAAAUCGUCAUUAACGAGAAAUUGUGUCUGGCAAAACCCAAAUGACUCGAGUGAUACAUUCAGAAAUGAGGAUCAAUUCUGUGGCUCUUACUUGGACUUAAAUGGUAGUGCUAUGCCAUUUAUUCAAAGAAAUGGAGAGCUGGCAGGUGUCAUCAAAGGUUUUCGCUGUCCAAAAUAUUCUAAAUGCAUUAGCGGCGACAAUCCAUAUGGAGGGACAGUCAAUUUUGACAAUAUUUUUCAAUCCCUUGAAAUGGUUUUCGUGAUUAUGAGUGCAAACACAUUUACUGAUAUCAUGUAUGACACUAUGGAUACUGAUAAUUUGGCCGCAUGUUUAUUCUUUAUGUUUACAAUUUUCAUAUUGACCGUGUGGCUCAUCAAUGUCUUUAUUGCUGUUAUUGUUGCUUCUUUUAAUGUCACAAGGUUAGAAGCUGCCGCAGAAAAAGAGAGGCAUGGUAAGAGAAAAGGUAUCUGGGCUAUCUUUAAACAUAAACGAGAAAUAACUACGCAUACAGAAAGUGUAAACUUUUUCAAAAAGCAUAAUUUUGGCUUGAGGUUAUAUUAUAAAUUUGAAGCGAUAUUUGUUGUUGUUAUAUUUUUUGAUUUAUUCAUACAAUGUUUUAGAAAGUAUGACAUGUCGAAACACAGAGGCGACCUCUUGUAUAAACUUGAGGCUGCUAUAACAUUGGUACUCUUGGUAGAGAUUAUUUUGAGGCUUUUACUUCAUUUCCCGAAUUGGAGACUUUUUUUCUAUUCGAAAAGAAAUAACUUCGACUUGUUUUUGGCUGUUACUACGUCUGUUAUAAUUAUUCCACUGGUAAAGAGGAGGCUUGGUCAUGGCUACUACUGGCUAACGGUCUUUCAACUUCUGCGCUUUUAUAGAGUUGUCUUGUCUCAAAGAUUCACGAGAAAUCUUUGGUUGAAAAUUAUGAAAAAUAUAAGAGCAAUUAUUGAUAUUGCGUUGUUUUUCUUCAUAUUGACCUAUUUGAGCAGUAUCUUACUAAAUCGAUAUUUUGAAGGAGUUGUUCCAAAAGAUGAUAUCGAUGAUAUCGAUUUUCCUAUGCAUACGUUACCUAAUUCGUUCGUGGCCCUUUAUGUCAUAACCUCGACCGAGAAUUGGACUGACAUAUUGUAUAGCUUGCAAGAAUACUCUCACUCAACAUCAGAAAGGGUCUUUGGUGCAAUUUUUUUAAUUGCAUGGUUCAUCAUAUCUAAUAUGGUUCUUUUGAAUAUUUUCAUUGCUGUCAUUGCUCAUACAUUGGAAGUUUCGGAAGAGGGAAAGCGAAAACAACAGCUACUACAGUUCAUUGACAAUAUGACUGAGAGACUUCAUAGCUUGCAGAAUGAAGUUGGACUCCUUUCAAAAUUGAAAAACAAGGUUUUCAGAAAGCGUGGUUUGGCCGACGAGCUAGAAAAGGCUGUCGUUAACUUAUUGUUGAGCGGAACAGCUGUUAACGAUUUUUUAGAAAAUGACAUUGAAAAUGAAGACGGAAAUGAAACACAUGAUACGGAAGAACUAAGGAGUCUACCACAAUCAGGUUGGAAGAGGCGACUUCAGAUAUACUUUUGGAGAGUGGGUAAUAUUUUCACAAACCCAUUUUACAUGAGACGUAAUAAAAACGUACAUGAAUUGAAUAAUUUCAAUCCCGCUUCUUUUGCCAAAUCAAUAAUAACUGAAAGAAAGUCUUUGAUUUCAAAACAAAACAAGUUUUUGAAGGAUAACCCUAGGUUCAAUGAUGUGUUCUAUGUGAUGGGGCCUCGGCAUAGGUUAAGAAGAUUUUGCCAAAGAUUAGUAAAGCCGAGUUAUGGGGAAAGAAUCAAUGGAGUUGAUGCAAAUCAUACAGUUUCAGAAUCGUUCAACGUUGUUAUGUUUUUGGCAACUAUUGGCUUGGUCAUAACUGCAUGUUACUUUACCCCCUUGUAUCAAAAAAAGAUUGAAUCAUUUCAUGGUAAGGUAAACUGGACAUUUUACGUCCAGACGGGUUUCAAUAUCUUAUUUACUAUUGAAUUUUUGAUCAAGAUUAUUGCCGAUGGUUUAAUAUUUACCCCCAAUGCAUACAUGAGAUCUUCAUGGAAUUUAAUUGAUUUAUGUGUCUUGAUAUCCUUAUGGAUAGAUUUCAUUGCAUUUCUAAAAAAUGAUGGAGAUUUGUCCAGAAUCGUUAGAGGAUUGAAAGCCUUGAGAGCCUUGCGUCUUUUGACCAUUAGUGAGACAGCCAAAAAUAACUUUCAUAACACUAUUAUAUCUGGGUUUUGGAAAAUUAUAAAUGCUGCGCUUAUUUCAUUAUGUUUGUUGUACCCAUUUUCAAUAUGGGGCCUAAAUAUAUUUAAUGGCCGGUUGGGAUAUUGCCUUGAUGGGUCGUCGACAAUGAAGGAAUGCUUUAAUGAAUAUGAAAAUGAAGUUUUCAAUUGGGAAAUUAUGAGUCCUAAUGUUUAUACCAAUCCUCCAUUGGAAUUCAAUAGAUUUGCUACUGCAUUUUCUACCUUAUUCGAGAUUGUUUCCCUAGAAGGUUGGGUCGACCUUUUAUUAGACGUAAUGGCAAGCACUGGAGUAGGAACUCCGCCUCUGCAAUUUGCAUCUCCAUUUAAUGGAUUUUUCGUAAUAUUAUUUAAUUUCACUAGUAUUGUCUUUAUUUUGACAUUAUUUGUUUCUGUCAUUAUAAGCAAUUACUCACAAACGACAGGCAGGGCAUACAUGACCAAAGAUCAAAUAUCAUGGUAUCAAGUGAGGAAGUACUUGGUUCAGGUCAAACCUUCUUCAAGGAGAGACGAGUCUCAGUUUGGUCCAUUUAGAAAAUUUUGUUACAUGAUGACAGUGGAAAAAAAUCCAUACUGGGGGCAAGGGUUAUCGUUUGUUUUACUAAUGCACGUCUUAGCAUUAUUGUUGGAAUGCUUUCCUUCUUAUAAUGGAUUGUAUACUUUCAGAGUUAUCAUUUUUGUGUUAUCGACGGUAUUUUUCACAACUAAUGCGUGUAUGCUAUUAAUUGGGCAAGGGCUUCACACUUUUAUCAGAUACAAGUGGAAUCUCUUCAAUUUUUUUGUUUCAGUUGGAGCAUUGAUAACCACGAUAAUCGCAUUUUUUGUUAAUGAUUACAGUCCUUUUAUUAAUAUUAAUAAAUUGUUUUUGGUAGGUGCAUUGGCAUUCAUCAUACCAAGAAGUAACAGAUUAAGUCAAUUACUUCGCUUUGCAUCAGCAAGUGUUCCUUCUUUGUUGUCUUUGUCUUUCACUUGGGGAGUCAUGUUUUUAGUUUUCGCUAUAGCUAUGAACCAAAUAUUUGGUAUGACGAGAAUUGGACCUAAUAGUUCUGGAAAUAUCAAUUUGAGAUCAGUUCCAAAAGCUAUGAUUCUUCUUUUUAGAUGCAGUUUUGGAGAAGGAUGGAAUUAUAUAAUGAAUGAUUUUGCCAUCGAAGAACCUUACUGCUCCACAGGAAGUAGCUUGGAUAAUAACGAUUGUGGUAAUAAGCAAUAUGCAUAUAUCUUGUUCAUUGCGUGGAACAUCAUUUCAAUGUACAUUUUCUUGAAUAUGUUUAUUUCACUAAUUUUGGAGAGCUUCAGUUACAUCAAUCAAACUUCAUCUUAUGGGCAUCUCAUGGAAAGAAAAGAAAUUAGAAAAUUUAAGAGAACUUGGCAGAAGUUCGAUCCCGAAGGAACUGGUUUCAUCAAACCAUUCGAAUUGCCGAAACUUUUACACUCCCUAAAUGGUUCCUUCUCAUUUCAUUUAUAUUCUGGAGUUUUGGAGAUUCCUAGAUUAUGCAAUAGAUGGUUUAUUCGUAAUAAUCCUAGUGAUCCAUAUGAUAUUACAAUAAAUUAUUCUGAGAUCGACGAAACAUUGGAAGCGAUGGACAUCCCAAAAAUUAGACAAAGGAGAUAUCUCUAUGAAAGGUUCUUAGAGGAAGCUCUAUUGAAUAUGGAACUCAACAAUGAUCCAGGAAUUUCUUUUACAAGAAUUUUAUUGCAACUUCCAUUGUAUACUGCCUUUGAAGCUGGCCAAUGUUUGAAUCUCAUAGAUUUCUUAGAAAGACGAUUGCUACUCCAAAAGGUGGAAAAGAGGAUUCAUACUAAAAGAGUUUACGAAACAAUUGCGGCUUAUGCUUGUCGUUGGAAGUAUAAAAAGGACCAACUACACGGUAUUCGGGAUCCUAAUAUCGACUUUGGGAAAGAGUUGAGGAGAAAUAGUUACUUGACAAAUAAGGAUUUGGAAGUAAGUACACCUUUAAUUCAUGUGACUGAUGAGAGAGAUAAGGACAUAGCCAACGAAGAUCAUACUUUCAUGACAACAUAUCAAGAUGAUGAUGACUUUGAGGAGCAGAAGGACACGAGAAAUGUUUACGAACCGAAAUCACCAGUACAGAUCUAUAAUGCGAAAGAGAAGGCAGCUUUGAGCGAAAGGAAACUUAACUUGCCUAAAUUGUUCGUACAAGUACCCAAUCGACUGCCUUCCUUAAAAGCACAAUCGCCCGUUGAUGAUUUCGACGUCUCUCCUUUUGCAGACUCAUUUGAGUCAGGAAAUUCUGGCCAUGGUGAAGAGAACCAUACCUUAAUUGAUUUAACAUCGGUGGGUGAAACGUUAGAAAACUCUUCAUGGGGUGAUGCCUUUAAGGAGAUUAGAAGCGAAAAAGGUUUAGAUCGGAAGAAGUAA